AUGGUUGGUGCGACGAAAAGACGGAAAACUCAUAUCCAUAAACACGUGAAAGACGAGGCAUUUGAUGAUUUACUGAAACCAGUGUAUAAAGGUAAGAAACUAACUGAUGAGAUCAAUACCGCUCAAGAUAAGUGGCACCUUUUGCCUGCAUUCUUGAAGGUUAAGGGUUUGGUGAAGCAACAUCUUGACUCAUUUAACUAUUUCGUUGAUACAGAUUUAAAAAAAAUUAUAAAAGCAAAUCAAUUAAUUUUAAGCGAUGUCGAUCCAGAGUUUUAUCUAAAGUACGUCGAUAUCAGAGUGGGUAAGAAGUCCUCUUCUUCGACCAAAGACUACUUGACACCACCUCAUGAGUGUAGACUUAGAGAUAUGACAUACUCUGCACCAAUUUACGUGGAUAUAGAAUAUACCAGAGGUAGAAACAUUAUUAUGCAUAAAGACGUGGAAAUCGGUAGGAUGCCGAUCAUGCUAAGAUCCAAUAAAUGUAUCCUAUAUGAUGCUGAUGAAUCGAAAAUGGCCAAAUUAAAUGAGUGCCCGUUAGAUCCUGGUGGUUACUUUAUUGUUAACGGUACAGAAAAAGUAAUUCUUGUUCAAGAACAAUUAUCCAAGAAUCGUAUUAUUGUGGAAGCAGAUGAGAAGAAGGGUAUCGUUCAGGCAUCAGUCACUUCAUCUACCCACGAAAGAAAAUCCAAGACUUAUGUCAUCACCAAGAAUGGUAAAAUCUAUUUGAAGCAUAACUCCAUCGCUGAAGAAAUCCCUAUUGCUGUUGUUCUUAAAGCUUGUGGUAUUUUAUCUGAUUUGGAAAUCAUGCAAUUGGUUUGUGGUAAUGAUAGUAGCUACCAAGAUAUUUUCGCCGUUAAUUUGGAAGAAUCCUCGAAAUUAGAUAUUUAUACACAACAGCAAGCUUUAGAGUAUAUCGGCGCCAAAGUAAAGACAAUGAGAAGACAAAAAUUGACGAUACUGCAAGAAGGUAUAGAAGCCAUUGCUACUACAGUCAUUGCACACUUGACCGUAGAGGCGCUCGACUUUAGGGAAAAGGCUUUAUAUAUUGCUAUGAUGACACGCAGGGUGGUAAUGGCAAUGUAUAACCCUAAGAUGAUUGACGAUAGAGAUUACGUUGGUAAUAAGCGUCUUGAAUUAGCCGGCCAACUGAUUUCCUUAUUGUUUGAAGAUUUGUUCAAAAAGUUUAAUAAUGAUUUUAAACUAAGCAUUGAUAAAGUCUUGAAAAAACCAAAUAGGGCCAUGGAAUAUGAUGCAUUAUUGUCAAUUAACGUUCAUUCAAAUAACAUUACCAGUGGACUGAACAGAGCUAUUUCAACAGGUAACUGGUCCCUUAAAAGAUUUAAGAUGGAAAGAGCGGGUGUUACACACGUUCUUUCUAGAUUAUCUUACAUUUCUGCAUUGGGUAUGAUGACAAGAAUUUCAUCUCAGUUUGAAAAAUCAAGAAAAGUUUCCGGUCCAAGAGCAUUACAACCUUCUCAAUUCGGUAUGCUUUGUACCGCAGAUACUCCAGAAGGUGAAGCCUGUGGCCUAGUGAAAAAUUUAGCAUUAAUGACUCAUAUCACUACAGAUGACGAAGAAGAACCUAUAAAGAAAUUAUGUUACGUUCUUGGUGUAGAAGACAUAACUUUGAUUGACAGUGCAUCCUUGCAUCUAAACUAUGGUGUUUAUUUAAAUGGUACUUUAAUUGGUUCAAUCAGAUUUCCAACAAAAUUUGUUACUCAAUUCAGACAUCUAAGAAGAACAGGUAAAGUCUCGGAGUUCAUCUCAAUUUAUUCGAAUUCUCACCAGAUGGCAGUUCAUAUUGCUACUGAUGGUGGUAGAAUUUGUAGGCCAUUAAUAAUUGUUUCUGACGGUCAAUCUCGUGUGAAAGAUACUCAUUUACGUCAACUACUAGACGGUGAGUUAGAUUUUGAUGACUUUUUGAAGCUUGGGUUGGUGGAAUAUUUAGAUGUCAAUGAAGAAAACGAUUCUUACAUUGCAUUGUAUGAAAAGGACAUCGUUCCUUCGAUGACACAUUUAGAAAUUGAGCCAUUCACCAUUUUAGGUGCCGUUGCUGGUUUAAUUCCAUAUCCACAUCAUAACCAAUCCCCUCGUAACACAUAUCAAUGUGCGAUGGGUAAGCAAGCAAUCGGUGCAAUCGCCUAUAAUCAGUUCAAAAGGAUAGAUACGUUAUUAUACUUGAUGACUUAUCCGCAACAACCAAUGGUGAAAACCAAAACAAUCGAAUUGAUCGAUUAUGAUAAAUUGCCUGCUGGUCAAAAUGCUACGGUUGCUGUCAUGUCCUAUUCUGGUUAUGAUAUUGAAGAUGCUUUGGUUUUAAAUAAGUCAUCCAUAGAUAGAGGUUUUGGUCGUUGUGAAACUCGUAGAAAGACAACCACCGUUUUGAAAAGAUAUGCGAACCAUACCCAAGAUAUCAUCGGUGGUAUGCGUGUCGACGAAAAUGGAGAACCUAUAUGGCAACAUCAAUCCCUUGGCCCUGACGGUCUAGGUGAGGUGGGUAUGAAGGUUCAAAGUGGCCAAAUCUAUAUCAACAAAUCAGUUCCAACUAAUUCCGCAGACGCGCCGAACCCAAACAAUAUAAACGUCCAAACUCAAUAUAGGGAAGCUCCGGUGAUAUAUAGAGGUCCAGAACCUUCCCAUAUUGACCAAGUUAUGAUGUCCGUUUCAGAUAAUGACCAAGCUUUGAUCAAAGUUCUGUUAAGACAAAACAGAAGACCUGAAUUAGGUGAUAAAUUUUCUUCUAGACAUGGUCAAAAAGGUGUUUGUGGUAUUAUUGUAAAGCAAGAAGACAUGCCUUUCAACGAUCAAGGUAUAGUUCCAGACAUUAUCAUGAAUCCUCACGGUUUCCCAUCUCGUAUGACUGUGGGUAAAAUGAUCGAACUAAUAUCGGGUAAAGCUGGUGUGCUAAAUGGCACUUUGGAAUACGGUACAUGUUUUGGUGGUUCUAAACUUGAAGAGAUGUCUAAGAUUUUGGUUGAUCAAGGUUUCAACUAUUCUGGUAAGGAUAUGUUAUAUUCAGGUAUAACAGGUGAAUGUUUACAAGCCUAUAUCUUUUUUGGCCCAAUUUACUACCAAAAAUUGAAGCAUAUGGUUUUAGAUAAGAUGCACGCAAGAGCUCGUGGUCCAAGGGCUGUUUUGACACGUCAACCUACUGAGGGUAGAUCCAGAGAUGGUGGUCUGAGGUUGGGUGAAAUGGAAAGAGAUUGUGUAAUUGCCUAUGGUGCUUCUCAACUGUUGUUAGAAAGGUUGAUGAUUAGUUCAGACGCUUUUGAAGUUGAUGUCUGUGAUAAGUGUGGAUUAAUGGGCUAUAGUGGUUGGUGUACCACCUGCAAAAGUGCAGAAAAUAUUAUUAAAAUGACUAUUCCAUAUGCCGCAAAACUGCUAUUCCAGGAAUUAUUAUCUAUGAACAUUGCCCCAAGAUUAAGAUUGGAAGAUAUCUUUCAGCAAUAA
This is a messenger RNA of Saccharomyces paradoxus, 3450 nucleotides long. RefSeq names its product DNA-directed RNA polymerase III core subunit RET1 (gene RET1). Gene Ontology annotation, molecular function: ribonucleoside binding; DNA-directed RNA polymerase activity; DNA binding. The transcript has a single exon. Bases 1 to 3450 code for a protein of 1149 amino acids. NCBI's taxonomy places the organism in Eukaryota, Fungi, Ascomycota, Saccharomycetes, Saccharomycetales, Saccharomycetaceae. Gene Ontology annotation, cellular component: RNA polymerase III complex. Gene Ontology annotation, biological process: DNA-templated transcription. The record is from RefSeq and is a predicted model, not a curated record.